Molecule: messenger RNA, 1865 nt
Organism: Sitodiplosis mosellana (orange wheat blossom midge)
Lineage: Eukaryota; Metazoa; Arthropoda; Insecta; Diptera; Cecidomyiidae
Product: homeobox protein ceh-30
Exons: 4
Coding region: 532-1563 (343 amino acids)
Biological process (GO): regulation of DNA-templated transcription
Molecular function (GO): DNA-binding transcription factor activity, RNA polymerase II-specific; DNA binding
Source: RefSeq, a predicted model, not a curated record
AAUAAACAAAAUCAACAAUAACAAGAGCCCAAGCGAUACUUGGAAUCGGGGCACGGAUUAACACAUUUAAAAUUCUUGUUUAAACGGUAUGCAGGUAGCCUGCGUAUAGUGUAAUUACAAAAGAUGCUCUAAAGUGCGUAACGAUAAAAUUACUUCUUAUUUGCUCAUGAUUUUAACACAAUUAGACUAAAUAAUAAAUUUAACACCAUCCUCUAAUAACUAACUGCACACACAUUGUACAACAACUUAAAUCACAUAACCGGACAGUCCGUGUAUCUACGUUUUUGUGGUGAUAAUCUUCGCAUCAUUGGAUGAUGCUCAGAGUAUAACAUCAGUUUGACACGAAUUAUUGAUGAGGACACACUUAUGAAUGAUAUGCUCUUAUCUGUUUGGUGACGAUUCAAAUUCUAAGUUCUGAUUGUGUAAACAGUUUGAAAGUGAAUGGCAUAAAAUUGAAACGAAUCAGUGAUUAUAACGGUAAAAGUGAUUUGAAAGUUAAUUGUGUUCAGUCUAAGGUGAUUGAAUAAAAUAAUGGCAAAGUGGACACGAUUGGAAAGUCCAUAUUUUAGCGAUAAUGAAGAUACAUACGAAACGGAAACAGAUAAUGUGUGCUCCGACGAACCAAUUGACUUGAAGCAAGUGAUGUGUAAUCCAAAUCAAUGUCAAGAAGAUGCUUCAAGUGAUUGGGAAACAUCGAAAUUGGUGAAAACGAAAGCAUUUCGAAUAAAAGAUAUUCUGGGUUUGGAAGAAAAUGAAAGAAUUGCCGCGACGCCAUCAACGCUGCCAAAUCUAGAUAGCAAUUUUUCCAGUCUCAACAAAUCUUCGACCACAACACCAAACACAAUAACGUCACCCAGUGUUUUAAAGUAUUUGAAUGCACAAAGUGUCCACGACCAUAUGCCAAAUGCAAACAUUUUAAAUGCAUCUGCUCUAUUGCCCUGCAAUUCAUUCAAUAAUAAAAAUCCCGCAUUACUUUCAUCACCGUCGCCAAAUGCCUAUACAAACUUUAUGUAUGCUAAUUGGAUUGAUCUACAUACUAAAAUGCCUGAUCAAACAAAAUAUUUGUUCUGCUUACAAGGUCCGAAACUGUUGGGGAAACGAUCGCGUAAGCCGGGCAUCGAUCGAAAACCGCGGCAAGCGUACAGUGUAAAACAGUUGGAAAAGCUUGAAAAUGAAUUCAAACAAGAUAAAUAUCUAAGUGUGAGCAAACGAAUGGAAUUGUCAAAAACACUGAAUUUGACAGAGGUGCAAAUCAAGACCUGGUUCCAGAAUCGACGUACAAAAUGGAAGAAACAAUUGACAUCACGUUUGAAAAUUGCACAACGCCAGGGCAUCUAUGCAACCGGUUUUGGUAUACAAAAUGUCACCGCUGCAAUGGGCACAUCGUCAAUAACACCAUUUCCGCUGUUUGGCCCAUGCUAUCCGGGUUCAUUGUGCAUGUCAAUGCUGACAACUCCACAUACCAAUUCACAUGCCAUGGUAAGCUCCACGACGGACGCCUUGCCAACAAAUGCCAAACCAAAUGCGCUAAACGAAAAUAGCACCCCAUCAACUUUACAAUGAGUUGACCGAAUGAAAAAAAAAGGGUUGCUUUUUUUCCUGUAAAUCCGUUUUUGGCUCGCGUUCUCUCAGGACCACGUUUUGUUUAGUUUUCUUCAGGUAGUCAAAUCAAAAGUAAUUAAAAUCGUGGAAAACCACUUUAAAUUAAACAAAUGUCACUGUAUUUUAAACACGUUUUGUCUUGCACUCUCAUUAAAGCCAGUAUAAAUCAUUAAUUCUUACAACAAACUAGUUAAUUUUUUUUUUUGAGCGUGUGUUUUCAUUCCGUUUGAUUUUUUCUUAACUAUUCUGUUUGAUUGUUUUUU